Molecule: messenger RNA, 1800 nt
Organism: Hermetia illucens (black soldier fly)
Lineage: Eukaryota; Metazoa; Arthropoda; Insecta; Diptera; Stratiomyidae
Product: galactose mutarotase
Exons: 7
Coding region: 542-1660 (372 amino acids)
Biological process (GO): beta-D-galactose catabolic process via UDP-galactose, Leloir pathway; glucose metabolic process
Molecular function (GO): aldose 1-epimerase activity; carbohydrate binding
Source: RefSeq, a predicted model, not a curated record
AUUACCCCUUCAAGUUGGAUCAGUGUCCGCAGAAAUAGACCGCGGUGUGGCAAAUUCUAGUUCCAUAGAGUUUGUGGUGAGAUCGGCAAAAAUAAACUAAACUUUACUAAUUACGAAACAUGGACCGCAUUUAUAAUGUGUGAUACAGAUAUUCCCCGACGAAUUUGCAAUCAAGUUUUAUCAGUCGUUAACCUAAGCCAAUUAAACGAUUAACAGGGAGCUAGCUGUGUAAUAACCAAACUAGACUUUUUCCACUAGUAUGGAUGGUGUCGAGUAGCUCAUUUGCAUUUAAGAGACUUCUACACACUCAUAUACACUUUCUACUGAAGAGAACCGCAAAGCACAACAACUUUCUCGCCAGUGUACUGUGGUCUGUGUUAUCUUAUCAAAACUGCUCCCCAUUUUUCUGUUUUUUAUAAGUUCAACUUGUUGUCGAGAAGCUUAAUAAAAGUGACUUUUUAAUGCACUCGAAGAUUAGUUGCCUUUGAGCUGUUAAGUUUUAUAGGAAGUGCUCUCGUAGCAAGUGAAGCCGGCAGACAAAAUGACAGUGAAGAUUACCGAAGAUAUCUUUGGAGAGUAUCUCGACCCGUUCACCCAGAUCAAAGACAAGGUCCGACGCUUCACGUUCUCCAACGAUAGUACAAAAACAACAGUACAGGUUAUCACUUUGGGUGCAACGAUAACAUCAAUAAAAGUUCCAGACACUUGCAACGUUAUCGGCGACAUUGUUCUUGGAUUCGAUACUGUUCAAGGGUACGAAGGAUCUGACAAUCCUUACUUCGGGUGCGCCGUGGGACGGGUGUGCAAUCGCAUUGCAAACGGGAGUUUCAUUCUCAAUGGACAGAGAAUUCAGGUCAGCAGGAAUCUUGCGAACAAGCACACCCUUCAUGGGGGAUUUCUAGGAUUCAACAAGGCCAAUUGGAGUGCUAACGUCGAGGACGAUAGAGUGAUUAUGACGCACAUUAACAAGGAUGGACAGGAAGGAUUCCCAGGACAAGUGACAGCAACAGUUGUCUUCAAAUUGACCAAGGAUAAUAGUUUUCAUGUUAACUUCGAAGCCACUACGGACAAGCUGACGGUUGUCAAUUUAACAAAUCAUUCCUAUUUCAAUUUGGCCGGACAUGAUGCCGGUAGCGCUGCAAUUUACGAACAUUUGGUUAAAAUCAAAGCAGACAAAUACACAAUUACUGAUGAGGAUUCAAUACCAACUGGUGAAUUGGGAAAUGUGGAAAACACACCGUUCGAUCUACGCACUCUAGAUGUCCUUGGACCACGAAUGCAAAAGACUCCUACGGGGGGUUUUGAUGACAAUUUCUGUGUAAAUUUGGACUGGAACAAGACAACAAUCAUUGCAAAGGUGUGUCAUCCUAAAUCCGGAAGGUUCAUGGAAAUUGCUACAAAUCAACCGGGGGUGCAGCUUUAUACCAGCAAUGGAAUGCCUGAUCCGUCUAAAAAUGAGGCCCCCAUCGUCGGCAAAGGUGGCACCAAGUAUUGGAAGCACGGAGCCCUCUGUUUGGAGACACAAAAGUAUCCUGAUGCUGUCAAUCAUGAAAACUUUCCAUCCAUCAUCCUAAAUCCCGGCGAGAAUUAUACACAUGAAGUGAUUUAUAAAUUUGGUACUUCACGAAGUGACGAAGGCACUUGUAGCAAGCGAAAGUAAUGUAACGGCAAGAACAAACGACGACAAGGACUACACAGAAAAAAACGGCAUAACGAGUAAAAACCAGAAGAAACUGGUGGAAAAUUUCUCAGCAAAUAUAAUACCAUUGAAAUAAUAAAAGUAUAAAAACUGGAAACAAA